AUGCCGUCCUACAACGCCAAGCGUACACUCGAGGAUGUUGUGAAUCAAGAAGACUCGGCGGACGAAGACUACGACGAUAGAGCUCCGGGGCCUUCUAAAGCGCGCUCUUCACGAUCCAGGAAACAUCGUGGGGCCCCUGCACGGAAGAAGCAGCGACGAGGAUAUCGGGGCUCUGACAUUGAGACUGACGAGGAGGAUGUGCUGUCCGACGAGGAGCAGUCUUUUGACGAUGACAUCGAUGACGAUGAGGUGGAGACGAACGAAAGGGGAAGACCAGUUCGAAAGACCACCAAGAAAACGGUGAAGUACGAAGAAUCGGACGAUGACGACCCGAUCAGCUCUUCGGAAGAUGAGCCACAGACCCCACGGUCAAAGAAAGGCAAAAAGCUCAUUGUCACCCUCAGGACGGGCAACACGCCUGCUAGAUCCACCCGCAGCUUGAGGACUAGAAGCGGCAGUUAUACUGGGGUGACUGCAAAUCCACCAGCGCCAGCUCCAGGAGGCGCCAGGAGGAGCAGCCGUCUCUCUCACAACGAGGAAGACCCCGUGGUGGCUUUGACAAACUCGGGAAAUCAUGUUGAGGUGAUUCGAGCUGGCUCACGAGACCCCGAAGGCAUGCCUCCCAGGGCAAUGAAGGGCGGGAAAGGCCUCAAAUACCCGUCGAAGAGCACCAUCGAUGAGGCGGGAGAAUCCGCCCCCAAGGAAGAGGAGGCGGAGGAGGAGCUUGAGAUCAAAGCCUCACAGCACGAACUUCCGGACAGCGACCCUCCAGACCCCCAAGACGAUCGUGAAGGAGAAGCAGAGCCCCUCCCGAAGCUUGUUUCCGACGUUAUUGAGGCUGGAGCUGAAGCCGAGAGCGAUGGCGACUUUGGAGUGAAGGAAGCACCUGCGACCCAGGAGGAUGCACAAGCUGAACCGCUAGAAGCAGCCGAAGAAGAUGACGAGGAAGACAUUGUGCCUCAACGCCGACGAGUAACCCGGGGAGCUUCGAAGAGAAAAGCAGAGUCGCCCGAGUAUGAACCGGAUCAAUUGUCGAAGCAGGUCCGCGGGCGUGCUUUGAGAAGUAGUGCUAAGGCUGGGCCAUCAAGAAGUCGUCGGCGGAAAGCACAAGACGAAAGCAGCGACUUUGAUCCCGAUGAGGACCAGGACAAUCCAGAUGACAUGUCGGACUCCAGCAAGUCCAUCGUGUCGCCCCAGAAGGAUGAUUAUGAGAGCAGUAACAAUGGUAGACGGUCGACUCGGCUUCGCAGCAAGGCUGUAUCCCGGCAAAGAUCUGAAGUCAGUGACCGGGUGGAUGAACUUGCCGCAGAGGUCGCGGAUCUGAAAAGGGAUGGGAAGAAACCGCGAUCUGCUCGGGACGAGAUUGUGUUCGAACCCCGCAAGCGACGGGGCGGGAAAAAGCCCAACUAUGAUCUGCUACGGAACCUUGCUCCUAUCGAAGACGAAGAAGAAGCCGCGCCCUCGCCGUCACAACGAGCUCGAAAACCUGGCGGCGGGAGCUGGCAACGAAGCCUGUUCGACACCUACGGUCCUUUUGGUGGAGGCGCAGGUUUGCCCCCGGUCCUUGGGGGAGGUCCACAGGGGCCGAGAGCGCAGGGCGGCGUUGACUCUGACAGCAGCGACGACGAGGUUAUGAGGCAACCUAGAGGGCUGGGUGGUACUGUAGGGAUGACUCCUACCGCUGCCGGAGCCUUCAACGCCUUUGCUCAAAAUCUCAACAACGACCCUGCACAGGCUACCGCAGGAACGCCUGCUAACCUUGGCAAGAUCAAGGACAAACACGCGCUUGCAGAUGCAGAUCCUCUUGGAGUCGAUCAAAAUGUGAACUUUGACAGCGUUGGCGGUUUGCAAGGGCACAUAGACCAACUCAAAGAGAUGGUUGCUCUGCCUCUGCUUUAUCCCGAGAUCUUCUUGCGAUUCAAGAUCACCCCUCCACGUGGUGUUUUGUUCCACGGCCCGCCAGGCACGGGAAAGACACUUUUGGCGAGAGCUCUAGCAAGUAGCGUCAGUUCGCAGGGUCGAAAGGUCACCUUCUACAUGCGAAAGGGUGCAGAUGCACUGAGCAAAUGGGUAGGCGAGGCCGAGAGACAGCUUCGUUUGCUUUUCGAGGAAGCCCGCAAAACUCAACCCAGCAUAAUCUUCUUUGACGAAAUCGAUGGCCUUGCUCCCGUCCGAUCCAGCAAGCAGGAACAGAUCCAUGCUUCCAUUGUGUCCACAUUACUGGCAUUGAUGGACGGAAUGGAUGGACGUGGCCAGGUGAUUGUCAUUGGUGCCACAAAUCGGCCAGACUCUAUUGAUCCCGCCUUAAGGAGACCAGGUCGAUUCGACCGAGAGUUCUACUUCCCGCUACCUGACACGCAAGCCCGACACGCGAUCAUCGACAUCAAUACCAGGGGUUGGGAUCCGCCUCUGCCUGCACCCAUCAAAGAUGAGCUGGCAGAAUUGACAAAAGGCUACGGUGGAGCGGACCUGCGAGCAUUAUGCACUGAAGCCGCAUUAAACGCAGUCCAGCGGCAGUAUCCUCAGAUCUACAACUCGACCGAGAAGCUCCUGAUUGACCCAAAGAAGAUCCAGGUCACGCCGAAAGAUUUCAUGAUCGCCAUCAAGAAAAUGACACCAUCAUCAGAGCGAUCCACUUCCUCGGGGGCGUCUCCACUGCCCCCGAGUGUCGCACCUCUGCUGAGACGGCAACUUGACACAAUAGAGCAGAUAGUGGCCGAAGUGCUACCGCGAAAGAAGAGACUGACUGCACUGGAAGAAGCUCAGUAUGAAGAUGUCGCCGACGGCCACAGUUUCGGACGCGAGCGAAUGCACCAGGCGUUCGAGUCUGCUAGAGUCUUCCGUCCUCGGCUGCUGAUUCAGGGGAAGGUUGGCAUGGGUCAACAAUACAUUGCCGCUGCUCUGCUUCACCACUUCGAAGGUCUUCAUGUGCAAGCAUUUGAUCUCCCCACCUUGUUGAGUGACACCACUGCUUCACCGGAAUCGACUGUCAUCAGACUCUUUACCGAGAUCAAGAUGCACAAGCCCAGCGUCAUCUACAUCCCUAAUGUGCACGAGUGGUAUAGCACAGUGGGUCAAACCGUGAUAUCAACUUUCCUGGGACUGUUGAGGUCGGUCAAGCCCACAGACCCGAUUCUCCUACUCGGAUUUAUGGAGGGUGAUCCAGGAGAUGUUGAAGAAGAGAUCAGACGGGAAAUGUUCGGAUAUUCCAAGAAGAAUCGCUUCCAACUGAGAGAACCGGACCUGGAAGAGCGAUAUGAAUUUUUCCGUAGCCUCCGAGAUUACGUUAAGACAGCUCCGGACGAGUUUCCCGAUCCUGAGAAGCGAAAAAAGCGACGACUUGAACGACUUGAGGUGGCUCCUCCAGAGCCAGAAAAGCCGGCACCUCCUCCUACAAAGGAAGAGCUCAAAGCUCAGAAGAAGCGCGACCGUCAGACCCUCAACAUGCUCAAGAUUCGGCUGCAACCCAUCAUGGAUCAGAUCCGAACGAAACACAAGAAGUUUCGCACAGGAGUCAUUGACGAGGGUCAGAUCCGUUACCUCUAUGACGAGGCGGAUCCCGGCACAGUCACCUCCGAUCUCCAUACAGAGUUUCUGGCGAGAGCUUCUUUCAGACCGUUCGAAAUCGGCAAAGAUGCCCAUGGUGUGGCCGGCCUUGUCGACCAAGCGAGCGGCAAUUUCUACUACAACCUCGACUCGGUGACGAUUGAGAAACGCCUUAGUAACGGGUACUACAAACGGCCGAAAGACUUCCUGGCAGACAUCAAGCGUUUGGCCAAAGAUGCAAAGACGAUUGGCGACGAAGAUCGACUGCUGAAAGCAAAUGAGCUCCUCGCGAAUGUCGAGGUCGAUAUUGGAGGCAUUGAACUUGCGGAACCUGCUCUCGUUGCAGAAUGCGAACGCGUCUAUGAGCGAGAGUUGGCCCGAGAAAAAGAAGCUUUGGGUAAGGUACGACAUGGCGAUGGGCUCAGGAAAGAUAUGCCUCCACCGCAAAUCGUCUCGAAUGUGCCACACGGAAACAGCUCCGGUCCAUCUGCAACAACCAAUUCCUCAGGGCCUAUUCUUCUGGGUGAGCCUAUGCAGCGACAGAACGAUAUCGUUCAACGGCUUGCUGCAGCCGAAGCAAGCCCAUCCACGUCGCAGCUUUCGAAUGGCGUUCAUCCAAGCCGGCAUGGAGCAGAAGAGCACGAAGGGACAAACGGAUCCCAAUCCAACCACGAUGGCCAUGAAGCCGACGCCGAAGGGGAUACGCCGAUGGGCGGUGUGGAGUCUCAUCCGAACUCGAACGAGAAGAGUAAUGACACGCAGAAAACACACACGACAAGCUCUUUCGGCAACCGGGAAUCGGCCCAACCACGACCCUUCCACUCGUACACGGCCCCAUCCCAGCAGCUACUAAGGGAGUCAGGGAUGUCGGCUCCUCGGUCACAGACAGGACCUUUCACGCCCAUGCCGCAGGGAAGCCAAGCAGCGGAAUUCCAGAACGAUGCAAGCACAACGCAGUCCACCAGCCAGAAGAAAGUGUCGUCGCACGAGACGGAACUCGGACAACAUCAAGAGUCAGGCCCGAACCUUUUUCUCUACGACGAACGGCGUUCAGCAGGAGGUAGUCAGGUCCCAUCCACCCAAGGUAUGCGUAAUCCCAACCCGAAUCCAGGACAAGUUUUUGGUUUGCACGCGUUGGAAAGAAUCAGAGAACCCGAGCUCACGGAUAUGGUCUCCCCUGCAGAUAUUGCUGAACAAUUGUCUCAAGACACGACGGGUGCGGCAUCCCAGCCUGCUGCUGAGACCAUGCGACCACUAUCGUCAUCGCAAGGACGAGCCCCUGAGAGGAACUCUCAGCCACUCCCGCCGGUCCCGCUAUUCCCCGGUCCCGCUACGGAUACUACUACUGGUGGUGAACCUGCUCCCCCCGCUGCUGCUGCUGGUCAGCGGACCAACGGACACGGACAUGGACCCAGUCAGAUUCAAGACUUGCUCAAUCCGUCAGAAGAGGAAUCGCCUCCACCGCCAAACCUUAUCCAGGCUGAAGAGCAACGCCUGGACAGUCUCCACGUCGAGAUCACGGACAAGACUAGCGGUCUGUCUGUGGAACAGUUGGAGCAGGUCAAUUCGGUGUUGAUGGAUACGCUGUGGAGGACACGUGGGGAGUGGGAUCGCGGCAAGGUUCUGGAACAGGUCAGCGCAGCCUUCAACGAUGUCAUGCAGGAUAUGGCGGACACUGGGCAGGAGUUUGGGCCUGUCAGCUGGGGCCAAAGUCAGAGUCAAACAAAUGUUUAG
Capronia coronata CBS 617.96 is the source of this 5280-nucleotide messenger RNA. RefSeq lists its product as uncharacterized. Lineage: Eukaryota; Fungi; Ascomycota; Eurotiomycetes; Chaetothyriales; Herpotrichiellaceae. The record is from RefSeq and is a predicted model, not a curated record. The coding region runs from base 1 to 5280 and encodes 1759 amino acids. The transcript has a single exon. Gene Ontology annotation, biological process: positive regulation of transcription by RNA polymerase II. Gene Ontology annotation, molecular function: histone binding; ATP binding; chromatin binding. Gene Ontology annotation, cellular component: nucleus.